CUUUGCUCGAGGGCAGAUAGGCACUCUAGUAGAGUAGUAGCUAGUAGGCAGUGCAUGGUUUCAUGCAUAGCGUUUCCGAACUCUUAUAUCUCUCCCCUACCAAAGUAUUUGGUUCGUACUGCGAUGUGCGAUGGUAUCCACUCUACUGUGUCUUUGGAGAAUAAGUCUUCUUGCAACAUGGCGGUCGUGCAAUAAAUGUAAGGGUGCAGGGUAGAAGACUCAAGUGUUCAAUGAUUAACAAGUGAGUUUUGAAAGCAGUUAUCGCAAGUUUUUUCGGUGGGGCAAUUGUUUUUCGGGUGACAGAAAAGUUAACACUGGCUCUUUUUACACAAGGAAAGUUUUUUGCCUUAACUAAUUGUGUCGAUAUUGAGUUUCGGGAGAAGUGACGGGUGUAUUUUUAGGGACGUCAUCUGCAAAAACUUGUAUAGAAGAUAUCGAAUUUGACAUGUCGUUUUCUAUGUAUCGCCUGUAAUUCAUGGAUUUAGCUGAACGGUUACAGAACAAACUGAGCAUGGCAUCAAGACACAGUCCGCAUCAACAGCAGGCUGUACCCAAUGUCCAGCAAAAUCAACAGCAAAAUAAGAACAUAACUUCCCUCUUGUCAAAGCUUCAUGGUGCAUUUGCCCCUAAGUUAAUGAUAGACCGUCGAGCACUUGAAAAAACAUGGAAACUUAUGGACAAAGUAGUCAAACUUUGUCAGCAUUCUAAAAUGAACCUGAAGAAUUCUCCUCCAUUCAUCCUUGACAUACUUCCAGACACUUAUCAACAUCUCCGUCUAAUCUACACAAAGUAUGAGGACAAUAUGGUUGCGCUGAACAAUGAAGAAUAUUUCAAAGUGUUCAUUGAGAAUCUCAUGCGAAAGUGCAAGCAAGCAAUCAAACUUUUUAAAGAAGGAAAGGAAAAGAUGUUUGAUGAAAAUUCUCAUUAUCGCCGCAAUUUAACAAAGCUCAGUUUGGUUUUCAGUCACAUGUUAAGUGAAUUGAAAGCCCUUUUCCCUGGUGGAAUGUUUGCCGGUGGGCAAUUUAGAAUUACAAAAAGUGAUGCUGCAGACUUCUGGAGAAAUUCAUUUGAAGACAGGACUAUAGUGGCAUGGAAGAUUUUUCGCCAAACUUUGCACGAAGCUCACCCGAUCAGUUCCGGACUAGAAGCCAUGGCAUUAAAAUCAACUAUUGAUUUGACAUGCAAUGACUACAUCUCCAACUUCGAAUUUGAUGUGUUUACUCGGUUGUUUCAACCGUGGUCCACCUUGUUACGAAACUGGCAAAUACUGGCCGUCACUCAUCCAGGCUACGUAGCGUUUCUGACCUAUGACGAAGUUAAAGCAAGAUUGCAGAAAUACAUAAACAAACCUGGAAGCUACGUUUUCCGUCUAAGUUGCACCCGCCUGGGACAAUGGGCUAUUGGAUAUGUGACGGCGGAUGGAACAAUACUGCAGACAAUUCCUCAGAACAAGUCUCUUUGUCAAGCGCUGCUUGAUGGAUACAGGGAAGGAUUCUAUUUAUUUCCUGAUGGACGAUCCGUGAAUCCUGAUCUGAGUUGGGCUGUGGCUGCUACGCCUGAAGAUCACAUCCAAGUGACACAGGAACAGUAUGAGCUCUACUGUGAAAUGGGAUCUACGUUCCAGUUGUGUAAAAUCUGCGCAGAAAAUGAUAAAGAUGUGCGCAUUGAACCUUGCGGUCAUUUGUUGUGCACACCUUGCCUUUCAUCAUGGCAGGAAUCUGAAGGACAAGGCUGUCCUUUUUGUCGUGCGGAAAUCAAGGGAACAGAACUGGUGGUUGUUGAUCCAUUUGAACCUAGCAAGAACAACAUUCGAUCUGUAUUGAAUUCAGCCAAUAAUAACAGUGCUCUCAAUAUUGCCAUUGGAAAUGAGUCCGUGGGACACGAAGAGGUACUAGGCAUCGCACAUCGAUGAAUGAAGCGUAACUCUCCUUGUUCAUCUAUCUUUCGCUGUCUGUCUGCUUUCGUGAUGUUUUGUUCGCCCCGCUAUUCGUAUAUCUCGUAUGGGUGUCUAAAAUGGAUUGAGCUUUUGCCUUCUAUUCCUGAUUUUCCGCUAUUGAAUGUCACGGCAAGGUCAAUUCGAUUUAAUUCCUUUUAGUUAAAGCUUAUGAAACUUGCUUGUGGUUAGGUUGGACUGCAUCAUAUUUCCAAAUGGUUUUUUUUUGUAUACCCUAGAACGGAGAGGAGCUGUGAUUUUUUUUAAAUUAUUAUUAUUAUUUUUAUUUUAAAGUACCAUGUAACAUUUAGUAACGAGAUAUAGAGGUGCCAGGGAAAGGGAUCAAGUGCGUUUUCACUGAAUGUGCCUUAUUUCUUCGAUUAUUCUUUUUUUUUUUUAUUAUUCUUUUUAAAAUAUAAAUCACUGUCAUUAAAUACAAUCAAGCCAGGGUUCUGGAUCGGUCGACCUACCGUUCGUUUAUGGAUUCAUAGUAUCCACUUUCUAUUUGCGUUACUGUAUAUUUCGUACUUUUCCAUUUUUCCAUUGUUUUGUAACGUCGAAUUUCAUGGUUUCUUACUGCCCUUGGUUCUCCUUGGAUGUUUUUGGAUAUUUUGAAUUGCUUUUGCCUAGUAUUAAGUAUUAACUAUCGUUCGGCCCUCGACAAACACUCCAUGGUAAGUCACGCAAAAGCAUCGCUUCCGUGACCCAUUGUUAAAGUUUCAACUCUUCGUUCAGCCAAUUACUCUUCUUAGCACUUGAUGUGUUUAAUACAAACAAGUGUCGAUUUCGA
Daphnia magna is the source of this 2723-nucleotide messenger RNA. RefSeq names its product E3 ubiquitin-protein ligase CBL-like. The record is from RefSeq and is a predicted model, not a curated record. Gene Ontology annotation, biological process: cell surface receptor signaling pathway; negative regulation of epidermal growth factor-activated receptor activity. Gene Ontology annotation, molecular function: calcium ion binding; SH3 domain binding; phosphotyrosine residue binding. NCBI's taxonomy places the organism in Eukaryota, Metazoa, Arthropoda, Branchiopoda, Diplostraca, Daphniidae. Gene Ontology annotation, cellular component: plasma membrane; membrane raft.